Messenger RNA from Ectocarpus siliculosus, 2556 nucleotides. The record is from the annotation of a GenBank genome assembly. Lineage: Eukaryota; Phaeophyceae; Ectocarpales; Ectocarpaceae.
AUGUAUGGAAGGGUGGUAAAAGACGGUUUCAGCAGCAGCGGGGAGUACCUCCCGCAGGAGCAGACCAGACUAUCACUCUGUCCAGCCCACUACAACACCGCCCCGGUCUCCCAAGAGGAGAGCAUCCGCUCGGCCGGGUGGAAGGCGGGCUCCAUGAGCGACGAACAGGAUGAAGCUAACGUGCUGCGAGGGGUCGCCCACCGCAUGUCCCAGGGCAUCGAGAUAAAGACGCACAAGCACCUACUUCGUGCUUUCCGCAACACAUUUCUGGGGAUGGACGCGGUGGAGUGGCUUAUCACCGACCCGAAGAACGGGGUCAACGAUCUCGACGGGGCUAUCCAGGUGGGGCAGCGUCUAAUCGAGCAUGGGUAUAUCGCCCGAGUCUCACGCGAGCUCAAGGCUCAGCAAGUGCGACAGUUCGCUCUGCCGGACAAGAGGAAGAGCGAGUUCCGCGGCGGCCACUCCCUGUACCGCUUCGACAUGCUCCGCAUCAGCCCGUUUCAGCUCCACGUGACGGUGCGGCGCGCGCGCGGCCUGAAGAGCAUGGACCUGAACGGCAAGAACGACCCGUACGUGAAGCUGCGGCUGGGCACGCAGUCGAAGGAGACGCGGGUCCGUAUGAAGACGAACGACCCGGUGUGGGACGAGCGCUUCGUGUUCGGGGUGCACAGCAUCGAGGCGCAGCAGCUGCACGUGUCCGUGUGCGACUACGACACCUUCAAGCGCGACGAUCACGUCGGCAGCUGCAAGAUCGGGCUGUCGCACUUGCCGUGCCACUCCUCCGAGGCCGCCGCCUUCGGAGAAGGGUACCAUCGCGAUUCCACGGGGACCCUGCUGGGGGAGGAGGACAGCAGCGGCCACAGCAGCAGCUGCUUCGACUUACGCGGCGGCGGCGGCGGCGGGGAGAACGCGUCGUUGCCAAUGGAUCACGAGACGAGAUCGGAGAUGGGGGGACAAAAACAAGAAGGCGAGCUGUUGGAGGGGGGCGGCCAAACCGGUAACGGAUCGUCUUCUUCCCUGGGGGGGCCAGAGGGGAAAGGUCUAACCUUCUACCGCCUGCUGGCGAACAACGAAAAACGACCGCAAAAGGGGGACGCCAGCGUGACGUCACGGGACGAGUUAGGUGGUGACAAGUCCUCGUGCGGAGAGAUUGCUCUCGACAUCCGAGUCACCAGCUUGGAGCCGAAACCGUUACCGGUGCAAGGCGAGGCUAAGUUCUGCCUCCGGUGCCACAUCUGGGAUGUCUACGGUGUCACCUCUCCGGAGGAACGCAACCUCAUGGCCAUCAACAGCACCGUCGUAAAACACAAGGCCGUCUUGAACUUGUGCGGAAAUCGCGUUUCUUCUGGAAGCUUCGAACGGAAUAAGGGGAAGGAGAAAAAAACCUCGUUCAACGGGUCGGUGAUCACCCUCGAUGCGAAGGCCAACAUGGCAACGGACCUCAUCAAGUUCGUCGUGACGCAAAAAGUUUCUCCCGUGGAGAUGGCCUACAAGCCCGUGGCGACGGUGGUGAUCCCGCUCCGUAGCAUCCCGGUCAUCUUCCCAGAAGACGCCGCCAAAGCCGCUUCGGAGAACAAAACAUCACCCUCGUUGGACAAGAGCAACGACCAGCAGGAGGAGGAAGGGGCGGAGGGGAGGGCACCACCCUCCGAGGGCACCGGUGCGUUGGACGGGAGGAGCAGGAGAUCGUGUCUUAGGAGGGGCUCCUUGAGCGUCGGCGGCGGCAGGGUUCGGAGCGGCGGGAAUCGUGCCGGUUCGGGAGCGAGCGGGGAUGGGGAGCAGCAGCGACCACCGGCGACGGCGAGGCCGUACCACUUGCAGACGCUGGCGGGGCCCAUGACCAACAGGACCAUGGGGAACGGCUUCGUGCUCAUGUCUCUCACGCUUGUGGCGAGCGGCAAUGAUCUCUUGGGGGAGCCGGACGAGCGGGAUGGGGAAGACGUCAAGGGACCGCUACCACCGCCUCCCGAUCCCCUUACAGACGCGAUCCUCGACACGCAGCUCUCCUCCGGGUACCAGCGGCUUCGAAAAGCGCUGCUGUGGAACGACUCCAAGCUGCAGGCCGCGCUCGUGGACCUGCUGAACCACUCCGAGGUGGAGCAGUCCUCAUGGGUGGACAGGGAUGGCGAGGCCGCUGCACAGGAGAACCUCACCGGCUGCACGAGACGGCGCUCUUUCAUGCUCCCCAAGAGCGCGAUGGUGGCCGCUACAAGGGCCGAGUGCCACGAAAUCGUCUUAGCCGAUGGCCCUUCGUUCCUGGCCUUUGAGACGAGGACGCAGACACCCGGGGUAGCCUACGGCGACAAGUUUACGGUGGUGAACCAGUACGUCCUCACGAAGGAGGGUCCGGAGGCGUGCCGACUACAGAGCUCGUCGCAGACAGACUUCAGCGACAGGAUCAUGGGCUUCGUGCACAACCAGAUCGUGGCAGCGGUGGCCAAGGUGUCCAAGGAGAACCACGGCCACCUCCAAAGCCUCAUCGAGGAUGCCAUCAGCGGCAAGGGGGGCGGCGGGGCCGGGCGGAAGUCAAGCAGGAAGCGAAGGCGCCAUAGGUAG